Ochlerotatus camptorhynchus is the source of this 1133-nucleotide messenger RNA. Its product is annotated as actin-like. The coding region runs from base 37 to 1119 and encodes 360 amino acids. The transcript is spliced from 2 exons. The record is from RefSeq and is a predicted model, not a curated record. NCBI's taxonomy places the organism in Eukaryota, Metazoa, Arthropoda, Insecta, Diptera, Culicidae.
CAACAUUUGAUGCAGUGAGCUAAAUCAGACCCGAAGAUGCCCGACCCACAGUGCACUCCGAUUGUAAUUGACAACGGAUCUGGAUGGAUCAAGGCUGGAUUGGCCGGAGAGGACGAACCAAGUGCCGUGUUCCCCACCGUCGUCGGAAUCGAAGAUGUCCAUAAAAAAGUGUUCGUAGGUGAUGAGCUGCAGGGCUGCACGGAAGAGGAAUUGGUUCGGACUAAUCCGAUAAAGCACGGGGCCAUCACCGAUUGGAAUGCCAUGGAAAAGGUUUGGCACUAUACAUUUCACAAUCAGCUGUACCUUGCUCCUGAAGAGCACCCUGUGUUGCUGAGUGACGUCCCUCUCAAUCCGAAGGUUUAUCGUGAGAAAAUGGCACAGGUUAUGUUCGAAACGUUCAAGUGCCCAGCACUGUACAUGGCAAACCAAGCCGUCUUGAGUUUGUAUGCCUCUGGUCGUACAUCUGGAAUUGUGCUGGACUGUGGCCACGACGUAACGCAUAUAGUUCCGAUCUUCAGAUGUUAUGCACUCCCACAUGCCAUUCGGAGGCUAAACUUUGCGGGAAGGAAUCUGACGGAUUACCUAGCUAAACUUCUAACCGAGAGAGGAGUAUCGAUUGAGACAGAAAUCGUUCGCGAUAUCAAGGAAAAGCUUGGAUACGUGGCCUUGGAUUUUGAAAAAGAAAUGGAAUCGGCCUCGGAAAGGUACUUUCAGCUUCCAAACGAAAAAAGCAUCACAAUUGGUAAUGAGAGCUUCCGCUGCGCGGAGGCUCUGUUCCAACCGGAACUCAUGGAAUUGGAAAGUUCCGGCAUCCACCAGAGUCUGUACGAUUCGAUAAUGAAGAGUGACAUCGAUGUUCGGAAGGAUCUGUUUUCGAAUGUGAUUCUUUCGGGUGGGUCCACCAUGUUUGGAACGAUUCGAGAACGACUGGAACGAGAGCUGGCUGCACUGGCUCCGAAAGCGGCAAAGAUUAACGUGAUUGCCCCAGCACAAAGAAAGUUUUCCGCUUGGAUUGGUGGCUCCAAUCUGGCUACGCUGAGCAGCUACACGGAACUGUGGAUUACGAAGGAGGAAUAUGAUGAGUUUGGAUUGGAUAUCGUUCAACGCAAGUGUUCUUAGGUUGAGUGAUUGAA